Messenger RNA from Triticum aestivum (bread wheat), 2178 nucleotides. RefSeq lists its product as uncharacterized. The record is from RefSeq and is a predicted model, not a curated record. Bases 85 to 1455 code for a protein of 456 amino acids. The transcript has 10 exons. Lineage: Eukaryota; Viridiplantae; Streptophyta; Magnoliopsida; Poales; Poaceae.
UUGGAACGAAAACUGGCCUGCUUUCGUUGGGGCCCUCGCGCGCCGUCACUUCGAUUCCACCCCUGUGAUCGUGAUCAGAGUUCGAUGCCGCAGAAGAGGCUCCGCCGCCGCCGCAGGAGGUCUCCUCGCGAAGGACGAUCAUCCCGCCGGCGCCGUGAUGAAGAAGGCGCAUCUUUAUCUGCCCCCGUUGUCGAAUCGGAUAGCAGCAGCAUGACUUCCGGCGCACCGGCGCCCGAACUCCUCGACGAGCCGCCGGCCCGCGAGUACGAGUCGAGGUACCAUGAGAUCCUCGCCUCGCGCCUCGCCCAACUGCCUCUACCAGCCUGCGCCGACGAGGAAGGCCCAAAUCUCCCCUCCGACGAAACCGUCGAAGCCCUCGUUCGUUCCUCCUUCUACGAUGACGAGCUGCGGGCUGCUCUGGUAGAGUACCAAGCCCACAAGCUCUUGAGCCGACCAGAUGAUGUCCAUGGACGAGAUGGAGAUUCAGGAGAAGUUGAUUCGUCCUCCUCACUGAUGGAUGAUAUCACCGAGGAGGAGUUCUCGAGAGACCGUGAAGUGCUCAGCUCUCGCAGACAUGAAAUUGAUCACACUGAGGCUGAAUUGGAAGAAGAGGAGGCGGACAGGCUCAGCCACAAGUAUGCACGAUAUCGCCUCAAAGCUUGCCUGUUGCUGAAAGGAAUGCCUAUUGACGAUGCUGCACUGGAAUGCAAGUACACUCCAGAGCUUGCCUUGGAUUACCUGAGUGAUGGAGCCUUCGGCUGGUGUUUCGACUUGAACCUCUGUUUGCCCGUGUCCUUGAGCGACUAUCAGCGACUAGUCCCUUGUAAUGAAGGGGGCGAUGAGUAUGAAAGUUGGAGUGAAUACCGAGAGUUUUAUAGCACCCCUGGAACUGAUAGAGAUUAUCUGCUGUACUGGGAUACAAUUGUGAAGGAUCUUAAGUGGAUUGAAGAACAUGUGCUUAAAAGCUUUUCUGAGUGGCAUGAAUUGCACGAAAAAGCUUCAUGCCAAGCAGUUAGGAUUGCUGCUAGGUUCACAAACAUCCAUCCGAGGCUAGCAUAUUAUGGUUUCCUGGAGUAUAAACAGAGCACACGCUUUUAUCUCAAGUUCGUGAAAGAUCUCGACUAUGUGUUUUUUGAGAUUUGGAAGCUGGUCAAUCGUCAGAUUUGUUUCAGAGAUGCUAUGCAGCAUGUUUAUGAGGAGAACCCGUUUCCAUUACGCAAACGUGAGUUGGAGCGCGAGCUGAGUCGCUCUGGCUCGUUCAGAUUGGAGGAACAAUUUCGACGGUGCACGGAGGGCAUCAGUAAGGAAGUUCCAGAGUGGAUAGCGCGUAAGUUAAUUUCGCAGGAAGUUAGAUUCAAGUGUGCUCUGCCAAAGACAUAUGCGCAGUACGCUAGGAAGAAGCUCAAGAUUGCAGAAGUCAUAGGAUUGAUUCCCAAGGCCGAGAUACAAGCCUAGUGUGUGUGUCGCUGGCGUGCAUAGUGUGGUCUUUUGGGAUCACAUCCAGAAACAAAACUGUAAUAUCGCAAGGUUAGCUACUCCACGUAUGGUUAAACGCCUACGCACUUGAAUGUAUGUGCAUGUGAUUUGAUUAUGGGCCAGUUCUUUUUCGUGGCUUAAAAAAAUAAGCUACGUGUCCCCGGCAUAAAAGAUAAGUCGCUCCCAAAAUUUGCUGAGACUUCUAGAUUAGUAAUGGCAUAACUAGUUCAGAAGCCUCAAUGAAUGAGGGAGGCGACUUGUGGAAAAAGCUGGGAAGGAGCCAGCUUGUUUUUAAGCCGCCAAAAGAAUUGACCCUAUUUAUCCUUGGAGCAAAUUGAUCAUAUUAGUUUUUACCCAACUUAAACCGUGUCCCUACUUCCGGCCCGAUAAAUACAUUUGAUUUGGUUUGUAAGGAAUUGUCGCAUGCGGUUUGUUAGAAAUAGGUUACUGGCUUUUGUUGCUAAUUAAGAUACUGCCGUCUUUCAGCAGCUAGAACAUUUAUAAAGGCUAUUCUGAAGAAAAGACAGUUUUAGUUUUGAAAAUUUCUUAUUUUUCGAUGCUAGUACAUAAAAGUUAAUUUUCUGAAGAAAUGUGAUUAUUUGCAGUCUAGAAAGGACAGAUAUGCCAAGUAGCUCAACACAGUAGCAAAAUACUAUUCCAGUCACCGAUAAUCCGACCAGACUUAUGCAUUAUUAAGAGAGG